Molecule: messenger RNA, 1209 nt
Organism: Rattus rattus (black rat)
Lineage: Eukaryota; Metazoa; Chordata; Mammalia; Rodentia; Muridae
Gene: Ctso
Product: cathepsin O
Exons: 8
Coding region: 28-963 (311 amino acids)
Cellular component (GO): lysosome
Molecular function (GO): cysteine-type endopeptidase activity
Source: RefSeq, a predicted model, not a curated record
UGGGCGCAGAGGACCUCGGGCGCCGGGAUGAAGCCUCAAGCGACCAGCCUUUUGCUGCUGUGUUGCUGCUGUCUCGGCCGCGGGGUCGCCGGGACCUGGCCUUGGAGCCCCCAGCGGGAGGCGGCUGCCUUGCGGGAAAGCCUUAACAGACACCGAUACUUGAACUCUUUCCCUCAUGACAACUCCACUGCCUUCUAUGGAGUAAAUCAGUUUUCUUACUUGUUUCCUGAAGAGUUUAAAGCUUUGUAUUUGGGCAGCAAACCUGCCUGGGCUCCCAGAUACCCAGCAAAAGGACAGACACCUAUCCCCAAUGUGUCUUUGCCAUUGAGAUUUGACUGGAGGGACAAGCAUGUUGUAAAUCACGUAAGAAACCAAAAGAUGUGUGGAGGAUGCUGGGCCUUCAGCGUGGUCAGUGCAGUAGAGUCAGCUGGUGCGAUCCAAGGGAAACCCCUGGAUUACCUGAGCGUGCAGCAGGUCAUUGACUGCUCCUUUAAUAAUUAUGGCUGCCGCGGUGGCUCUCCUCUCGGUGCCUUGAGCUGGCUAAAUGAGACACAGUUGAAGUUGGUGGCCGAUUCACAGUACCCAUUCAAGGCAGAAAAUGGCCUGUGUCGCUACUUCCCUCCAUCACAAUCUGGAGUUUCAGUCAAGGGUUUUUCUGCAUAUGACUUCAGUAACCAAGAAGAUGAAAUGGCCAGAGCCCUACUGUCCUUCGGCCCUUUGGUUGUGAUAGUUGAUGCAGUGAGCUGGCAGGAUUAUCUGGGGGGCAUAAUCCAGCAUCACUGCUCCAGUGGGGAGGCAAACCACGCAGUUCUCAUCACAGGCUUUGAUAAAACAGGAAAUACUCCAUAUUGGAUGGUGCGAAACUCCUGGGGAAACUCCUGGGGAAUAGAAGGCUAUGCCCACGUGAAAAUGGGAGGUAAUGUUUGUGGCAUUGCAGACUCUGUUGCUGCUGUCUUCGUGUGAUCAUGGAGUGUUUUGUAUUCUUCAUGAGACAACUACUAAAAUGAUGUGCUUCGGGUUUCAACAACUCAUCUACAGACAGAUUCUAAGAGAAAACUGGCAUUUUGUAAAGCAACAUAGGACAUUCUAUUUUUGCCAAGAGAUGGACAGCCGAAGUUCCUAGGAAAUCCCCCCAGCACACUGACUGAUCAACGGAAUCUGUGGGACAGUCCAUACCUCUGAGAGUUUAGUGGGAUCAGAAGUCACAUA